UUAAUAUACGUGUUUAUAUAAUACAAGAUGUUUAGUAAUAACGAGUCUUUAAGUUUAUUAAUAUCUUUCUUAUCUUUAUUCAUACAAACACCUCCAUUACCAGAAAUUAAUGUAAACGAAUGGUGGGGCCCUCGACAUUUAAAAUCUAUCCAAGAUACAAGUAUCAGACCUUUUGUGGUAGAAUUUAAUGCAUCGAUGAUUGCCGAUCUUAGACAUCGUUUACGGAACACUCGACAAAUGACACCACCUCUAGAAGGUACAGGAUCAGAAUAUGGAUUCAAUACAAAUGAAAUACCGCGCUGGUUACGAUACUGGGCUGAGGAGUAUCCAUACCAAGACAGAGUUGUUGAGAUUAAUAAGUACCCGCAAUACAAGACUAAUAUCCAAGGUCUUGAUGUACACUUUGUAAGGGUUAUACCAAAGGUUCCUAUAGGCAUAGAGGUCGUCCCAUUAUUAGUGCUUCAUGGCUGGCCAUCCAGUUAUCUAGACUUCUAUGCUUUGAUACCUGUCCUAACUUCAGUCUCACCACACAGAGACUUUGUGAUUGAGGUUAUAGCAGCUAGUUUACCCGGAUUUGCAUUCUCUGAUGGUGCUGUAAGACCUGGUUUCGGUGUUGACAAAAUGGCGGUUGUCUUAAGAAAUCUGAUGCAUAGAUUGGGUCAUAAGAAAUUCUACACACACGGCGCUGAUUGGGGGUCGGUUGUGAUGAGUAAUAUGGCAACUUUCUUCCCAAAUGAAGUUCUAGGUUAUCACAGCAGUAUGCCAACAAUAUUUUCUCCAUUGCAAGCAUUUGCAAGAAUCGUCGGUGAUUAUUUCCCUUCUCUGGUUGUAAGACCAGAAGUUGCUGAUAGAAUGUAUCCACUGUCUAACUUUCUUAGUAAGAUUGUACGAGAGUCAGGAUAUUUCCAUCUUCAGGCGACGAAACCUGAUACUGUCGAUAUAGCACUAACAGACUCACCAGCUGGACUCCUGGCGUAUUUUUUCGAGAAGAUAUCAGUAGGUACCCGUGAAUACUAUCAGCACCGAGCAGACGGUGGUUUAGAACUGCACUACACGAAGGAACAGCUGGUGGACAAUCUGAUGGUAUACUGGGCUUCUGACUCUGUGGCCACUGCAGGAAGAAUAUACGCAGACUCUUUCAGUCCUAGAUAUUUCAGUCUUCGUACGGACAGUAUCCAAUCAUCAGUGCCAGCAUGGAUAUUACAAGCUAAAUACGAAAUAUCUUACAUACCUCCGUGGAUGUACAAACUGAAGUUCCCUAAUCUUGUGAACGAGACAGUUUUGGAUACAGGAGGACAUUUCCUGGCGCUGGAAUUACCAGUUGUAUUGGCCGAGGACAUUGUUAGAGCUGUGGUCGAGUUCCGACGGUUGCAACACAAAGGAAAACGUGAGGAAUUGUGA
Messenger RNA from Papilio xuthus (Asian swallowtail), 1401 nucleotides. Its product is annotated as juvenile hormone epoxide hydrolase-like. Lineage: Eukaryota; Metazoa; Arthropoda; Insecta; Lepidoptera; Papilionidae. Gene Ontology annotation, molecular function: epoxide hydrolase activity. The record is from RefSeq and is a predicted model, not a curated record. The transcript is spliced from 8 exons. The coding region runs from base 28 to 1401 and encodes 457 amino acids. Gene Ontology annotation, biological process: epoxide metabolic process.